AUGUCCGCCGCUCAGGGCGCAUCUGAACUAUUGCAUACGGGAAAGGUGUGGCAGACCCUCCACGUAGCCAUCAAAUCAGCCCAGCUCUCAAGUCUGUCCAUGUAUGAGGUGGCAUGGUGGAUGGACGUCGUGGUGAUCUCUGACCUUCCCUUCAACUUGCUGGGCGGUUGGAACCUGGGACUUGGAUACCUCUCCAAUCCCCACCUUGCGUUUAUUUCUUCUUCCUCUUCUCCUAUCUGCUCAACCGACAACCGGAAUGUCCCAGAGUCAUGGAUCAAAGUCAAAGGUUCCAUGGAGUUGAUGUGGUGGUUUUGUCCUUGGAUCCCUUGCCCGCCGCACGCGAGCACAUCAUCCACCCCCAUUUCACUCCGACCCUGCGCCAUUCACCCGCCUGGCCCCCUUCCAGACUCCAAUUGUAGUCUGAGAAUACCGCGCCUGUCCCACUGUCCCGCCGAGUACGCCCACUUCUUCGGGGUUACUCGUAACGGCGCGCGGUGUAAGACCCAUUCACCGUCAUCCUGUGUGGUCCAGCAGGAGAGAUCCACCCCUCACACCCCCCUUAUCCUCUUCUUAUCAUCCAUCCCGCUUUCUUCCUUCCUUCCUGUCCGCUGUUGGUUCCAGUAG
Molecule: messenger RNA, 624 nt
Organism: Colletotrichum lupini
Lineage: Eukaryota; Fungi; Ascomycota; Sordariomycetes; Glomerellales; Glomerellaceae
Exons: 6
Coding region: 1-624 (207 amino acids)
Source: RefSeq, a predicted model, not a curated record